UCUGCAUGUUCGUCAGUCUUCUCUGAUAGAAAAUAAUUCUGACAUUGAUAUCUCCUGGACUGAUACAUUAAAGGACCGAUGCCGGAUAUAUCUGACGGUUAGUGGCAGACUUGAAUCAAGUUAACUCGUGGCAUCUGCAGACAUCAAGUGACAUACCUUCAGUAUUAAAAGAAGGGCAGAUAAAAUCAACCAAGUUAAAUUGCGUCUUCACAAUGUAAUACAACACAUCUCUUUAUGUUAAUCACCUACCGUUAAUCCGAAUUCACUCAUAAUUUACAUGUAAGUCUAUAUUUUCUUUAAAAAUAUUUCUGUCUCUAAAGAUAGCAGUAUAUUUGCAUUUUACAUCAUAAGUACAGCUGUUUUAAGUUUACUAUGGCAAAAAUUGUUAUUUUGAUCACUUUACUUAUCUUCGCUCGUAAUGUGUGUAGAGGAAUAUCCAUAAUGCAAGGUCAAGAAGCCAAUUUGAUUUUUCCAUAUCCAUGUGAUAGUACAGAAGUAACAUUGCAGCAUUCAUACAGAGCGCCAUUUUAUUGUUCAACGGAAGGCUCAUUGAUAUUUUUGCCCGAUAGUCAGGCUCAGAGAUUUGAAGUAAAGAAUGUUAUUAACAAUGGGAGCUGCUCUCUGGAUCUUACAAUAAGGGAUCUCAUGAUAGAUGAUGAAGGGACAUACAUCUUGUUAGUAUACAAGGAUGGGGAAAUACUAGGUGAUCAUACACAUAGGAUAUACCUGAAGGUAGACUAUCCUCCUGAUAAGGCACUUUGUGUUGUGGGUGAAGAUUAUGAUAGAGAAUGGGUAGCAGUAGACUGUACAGCCAAUGCCAGAAGUCUACCAGGAAAGAUUGAAUGCUAUCAAGAUGGUUUACGGAUGCCUCACUUAAGAGACCCUGCUCUGACAGGCUCUUUAUUGAAACAGUCUAUAAUCAUAAGAAAAUCAGAGCAAGUGUAUUGUUGCUAUUCUGCUUUGAAUGUAAAUAAAUCAAGAUGUGAAUGUGAUGAUACUGUCUUGUUCCAAGAUGAAUUCCACAGGAAAGACCCAUGUCCUAGCAUUACAACACAAAUGUCAACAGAGUCUAUGUCCCAGAAAGGAAAUGUUGGUUCUCUUGUAACGCCCAACAUACCUGGCCUAGGCGAGGUGAUCUUUGUAGUGCAGACAUAA
Lytechinus variegatus (green sea urchin) is the source of this 1155-nucleotide messenger RNA. RefSeq lists its product as uncharacterized. NCBI's taxonomy places the organism in Eukaryota, Metazoa, Echinodermata, Echinoidea, Temnopleuroida, Toxopneustidae. The transcript is spliced from 2 exons. Bases 373 to 1155 code for a protein of 260 amino acids. The record is from RefSeq and is a predicted model, not a curated record.